AUUCGAUAAGUCUUGGACAUUUGGGUAGAGGUUAUCCAACUUAUCGUCCUAAAACCCGGUUAUUUAUUCAGUUUUAUCAAUUAUUAUCAGUUAAAAUACGUUUAAUAACUAAUAAAAUUAGUUAAAACACGGUGAAAUGCUUCGUUUAGUGCAAUGUUCAUACAACAAAGCCAGUCUAACCUUUCCAAAAACUGUUUAGUCAACAUAUUAUUGUGUAUCCCUCUAAAGUGCUAAAAGAUUUACAAACUUCUCUCAGAAUUAUGACGUAUAUUUGCAACAAAAAACCCAAAUCUCAUCAGUUCUCGUUAUUCUGUGGUGAUAAACAUCUCCAAAGAACUACAGUCUGUGAUUCGUAGUGUUAGCUUUGAAGAUAGUCAACUAAUUUUGAGGUUAGCUAGUUCAUAAUUUAUUUGGUGCUAAAAUCGAAAUAUUCUGCGAUAUUUCUCCCAAAAUUUAUACUAUAUCUCUAUUUUUAUGGUAUAUUUAUCAAACGAUAUAAUUUAAAAUUGUAUCAGUGCUAUUUUUCAAAUAAUAAUUCAUCGUUUUUUUGGUGCAACCAAAGUAAAAAAAAAACCAAACUACCAAUUGUAGUGUGUGUGAUAUUUAGAUAAAAUCUUGUCAACCCGGUGAUAUUAUGUGUGAUAAUCACUAGUGAUACAUAUUUUUUACAAUAUAUCUACGUAUUUGACGACAAUUUGACAUUAUUUUUGUUUUUUCGUAAUUAAACUCUUGCGCAGACGCUGAACAAUCCAUGACGUCACUGCUUUUCUCAAGGUCGAGAACUGUGUUGCUUUUAUAUCAGUGACCACAGUUACUCCAAAUUCUAUUAGCGGUUCAGUCGGUAGUUCGUGGUUGCCUCUAGUUGACGAAAAUAUUAUUCUCUCGUCAAAUUUAGUGCGUUCUCGGUUGAAAACUGCGUUUUUAUCAAAGCUUUUCUACACUUUUUCUCGAGUUUUUCGCGUGAAAUAUGAUGAAAUAAGCGGGGAAAUUUGAUAAUCAAUUGAAAUGGCAGUUUCAGUGACUGACAAUUUGCGUGCCACGGACUAUACGCGAUUUAAUAGUGUGAAAUUGGAAAAUUGCUACAACAAUGUGAUGACCCCAGAGGAGCAGAGGCAUGCACCUCCCAACACGGAUACAAUACAGACAAAGCCGUUCCCUAUCAGAGGAGAAAGAGCCAACUAUGUGAAUAGUCCCCAUGUGAUCGCCAUGGUGGGGCUGCCUGCCAGAGGGAAAACCUACAUAUCAAAGAAAUUGUCAAGAUAUCUGAAUUGGAUUGGUAUCAAUACUAAAGUGUUCAACCUGGGUGAAUACAGGAGGCAUGCUACAACGGCCUAUAAGAGUCAUGAGUUCUUUAAGCCGGAUAACAAGGAGGCAAUGGCUAUAAGAACGCAAUGUGCCAUAGAUGCACUUAUGGAUGUGUGCCAGUGGCUGGAGAAUGGAGGAGAAGUGGCUGUAUUUGAUGCCACCAACUCGACAAUUGAACGUCGGAGGAUGAUCGAGGAUAUAGUAGUUCACAAAACUGGUUACAAGCUGUUUUUUGUCGAGUCUGUGUGUGACGACCCUUCUAUCAUAGAACAGAAUAUUAUGGAGGUGAAAGUAAACAGUCCGGAUUACAGAAAUAUGAAUACCGAAACAGCUCUGAAUGAUUUCCUGCAACGUAUUGAGCAUUAUCAAGAACGGUACGAACCUUUAGAUGAGAAGGCAGAAUCUAACCUGAGUUUUAUGAAGAUCUACAACACGGGGGAAAAGGUAGUGGUGCAUAAGCACGAGGGUCACAUUCAGUCCAGGAUUGUCUAUUACCUCAUGAACAUUCAUAUCAUUCCAAGGACCAUCUACCUUACGAGGCACGGAGAAAGCCUUCAGAACGUAGAAGGGCGAAUAGGCGGAGACUCGGAGCUGUCCCCACGUGGCAGGCAGUACUCAUCGGCGUUGGCUGACUUCAUCCGUCAGCAGCACAUUGGGGGUCUGAGGGUGUGGACCUCCUGGUUGAGGAGAACCAUUCAGACCGUGCAGAGUGUGCCCGCGCCCCAGGAGAGGUGGAAGGCACUCAAUGAGAUUGAUGCGGGUAUCUGUGAAGAGAUGACAUACGAAGAGAUAGCGGAAAAAUACCCCGAGGAUUUCGCAGCCAGAGACCAAGCAAAGUUUACGUACAGAUAUCCGAGGGGCGAGUCCUACGAGGAUCUGGUGGCGAGGCUCGAACCAGUCAUAAUGGAGUUGGAACGGCAGGGAAAUGUGCUGGUCGUCUCACACCAGGCUGUGCUAAGGUGUUUGUUGGCCUAUUUCCUGGACAAAUCUGCCGAUGAGCUCCCCUAUCUGCAUGUCCCCCUACACACGGUCAUCAAGCUGACUCCAGUCGCUUAUGGCUGUAAAGUGGAAAACAUCAAACUCCCAAUUGAGGCUGUGGACACGCAUAGACCUAAACCCAAGGAGCCAGGCAUGUUAGAGGACCGCUUCAAGAGUGAAAAGAAUAAAUCUACCAAGGAAGAGUUUUCUCAGGAGAAUAGAAAUCAACAUAUUAUAGGAGAUAAAAAAUAAUAGGAGAUAAUAGUCAAUAAAAACAAAGAAAGUAUUGAAAAG
Molecule: messenger RNA, 2577 nt
Organism: Nilaparvata lugens (brown planthopper)
Lineage: Eukaryota; Metazoa; Arthropoda; Insecta; Hemiptera; Delphacidae
Gene: Pfrx
Product: 6-phosphofructo-2-kinase/fructose-2,6-bisphosphatase 1-like
Exons: 10
Coding region: 1006-2535 (509 amino acids)
Biological process (GO): fructose 2,6-bisphosphate metabolic process; fructose metabolic process
Cellular component (GO): cytosol
Molecular function (GO): 6-phosphofructo-2-kinase activity; ATP binding; fructose-2,6-bisphosphate 2-phosphatase activity
Source: RefSeq, a predicted model, not a curated record